Molecule: messenger RNA, 1369 nt
Organism: Varanus komodoensis (Komodo dragon)
Lineage: Eukaryota; Metazoa; Chordata; Lepidosauria; Squamata; Varanidae
Gene: GJC2
Product: gap junction protein gamma 2
Exons: 2
Coding region: 101-1369 (422 amino acids)
Biological process (GO): cell communication
Cellular component (GO): connexin complex
Source: RefSeq, a predicted model, not a curated record
CUCUGUUUCAAAAAAAAAAAGGGAAAAAAAGAGGACGACGACCUGCAGCUCAGGACGCCCAUUUUUCCUGUGUGUGGAAGGUCCUAAAUGAUUAGCCCCUAUGACCAACAUGAGCUGGAGUUUCCUAACACGCCUGCUAGAAGAAAUCCACAACCACUCCACCUUCGUGGGGAAGAUCUGGCUGACGGUCCUGAUCGUCUUCCGCAUCGUCCUGACGGCCGUCGGAGGCGAGUCCAUCUACUCGGAUGAGCAGAGCAAGUUCACCUGCAACACGAAGCAGCCUGGCUGCGACAACGUCUGUUACGACGCCUUCGCGCCGCUGUCGCACGUCCGCUUCUGGGUCUUCCAGAUCAUCAUGAUCUCCACCCCGUCCGUCAUCUACCUGGGCUAUGCCAUCCACAGGAUCGCGAGGUCCUCCGAGGAGGAGAAGAGACGGACCCAGGCCUUCAAGAAGAAGAAGCAGUUUGCCCUCAACUGGCAGCCGGCCCGCAAUUUGGAAGACCCCCUGGGGGCGGACGAGGAGGAGCCCAUGAUCGUGGAGGAGGCUGGGGAGCGCGAGGAGAAGGCCAGCACGAAGGAGGAGGAGAAGAAGAAGAAGAAGGACCAGCAGAAGCACGACGGCCGGCGACACAUCCAGGAGGAGGGCCUGAUGAAGAUCUACGUCUUCCAGCUGCUCACCAGGGCCUCCUUCGAGGUGUGCUUCCUGAUAGGCCAGUACAUGCUCUACGGCUUCGAGGUGACGCCGUACUACCUGUGCAGCCGGGACCCCUGCCCGCACGACGUGGACUGCUUCGUCUCCAGGCCGACCGAGAAGACCAUCUUCCUGCUGGUGAUGUACGUGGUCAGCUGCCUCUGCCUCCUCCUCAACCUGGCCGAGAUGUGCCACCUGGGCGUCGGCACCAUCCGGGACGCCCUCCGGGAGCGAAAGGUACACAGCUUCCGGCAGGCCCCCUACAACUACGCCGCCUACCCGAAGAACAUCUCCUACCCCCCGGAGUACAACCUGGUGGUCAAGGCGGACAAGCAGCCCAGGGUGCCCAACAGCCUGAUGGCGCACGAGCAGAACCUGGCCAACGUGGCCCAGGAGCAGCACUGCGCCAGCCCGGACGAGAACGUCCUGCCGGACUUGUCCGCCCUGCACAAGCACUUGCAGGGGGCCCAGGAGCAGCUGGACGUCGCCUUCCAGAGCUGCAGUAACACCCGGGCGGCCGCGCAGGCCUCGCGGACCGGCAGCCCCGCCUCCGGGGGCACCGUGGCCGAGCAGAACCGCGCCAACGCCGUGCAGGAGAAGCACGGGGCCAAGCCCAGGGCCGGUUCGGAGAAGGGGAGCGCCAACGGCAAGGACGGGAAGAACUCUGUGUGGAUAUAG